Messenger RNA from Anisakis simplex (herring worm), 537 nucleotides. The record is from the annotation of a GenBank genome assembly. Lineage: Eukaryota; Metazoa; Nematoda; Chromadorea; Rhabditida; Anisakidae.
AUGCGUCGGCCGGGAAUCGAACCCGGAUCACUCGCGUGGGAGGCGAGCAUUCUACCACUAAACCACCGACGCAGGGAUAUGGUAGCAAGUGUUCAAAUGUUGAUGGUGGAUAAUUAUCCGUGGAUGCGCUUCUUUUUACCAACCUAUUAUCGUUAUUACAAAAAUGGCUUUGCACUGCAAAGAUUCUUUCUGGAUCAUAUCGAUGUGCACGAAUAUAAUCUAUCGUCUGAUGAUGAAGAAUCAACAGAUUUCAUUGAUGCUUACAUAAAGGAAAUGAGGCGACGAAUCGCUUACGGAUAUUACAAGUAUCCUGAUCGACGCAAUCCUCCACAUUAUUUGAGUUUUGAGCCUAAAAUCUCGCUGGCGCUCAAUGCAGGCGAUCUGUGGACAGGUGGAAUGGAGACUACCGUAACAACGCUUCGAUGGGCGAUUAUUUAUUUGCUGCAUCAUCCUGAGGUUCAAGACCAACUUUUCAAAGAGAUUGACACGGUAUUGGUUACUUCAUAUGAUAGGGGUCCUUUCGAGAUUAAAUACUGA